UUCAAACACAACCCAAAACCUCAACUCUUCCCUAACCAAAAAAAAAAAAAAAAAAAUGGCCCAAAAGAUCCACAAAUCAGCCCUCCUAAUCUCAUCCCUUCUCCUCCUCUUCCUAACCUUACCACAACCCUCCACUUCAGAAUCCUACGCCACAAGGAUAUCACUCCUUCAGUUCAUGGAAUCCCUCUCGGAGACAUUCCCGCCCCACUCCAACUGGGGCUGGAACGACACCUCGGACCCCUGCAGGGAUUGGGCAGGGGUCCUGUGCGACUCGGAUGGCCGAGUCGUGGUCGUGGGCUUGCCCAAGCUCGACCUCGCGGGAACUCUGGACUUCAAACCCCUGUGCAGGAUCCAGUCGCUCAGGAGACUGGACCUCACAAACAACGGAAUCUCCGGGCCGAUUCCUUCCGAGGUGGCCAACUGCACCAGCCUGACCCACCUGAUGCUCGGAGGAAACUGGCUCCAAGGCCUCCUCCCCGGUUCGAUCUCCUCUUUAACCAACCUGGAGUGGGUCGAUGUCUCGGAUAACCGGCUCGUCGGGCCAAUUCCGAGUGGGUUCGGGACAAUGUCGAACGUUACUGCAUUUUUUGCACAGAACAAUCAGAUUAGCGGGAAGAUACCUGGAGAGAUGAGCUUCACCAGCUUGAGGGAGUUCAAUGUGUCGAGGAAUCAGUUGGCGGGAACGAUUCCUCGAGGUUUUUACAAUUUCCCUGCGUCGGGUUUCGAAGGAAACCGUGGAUUGUGCGGGGAGCCAUUGCCGAUCGCUUGUCCUCCCUCUCCCGCUGCUGCCCCUGCAAUUAGGGACGGAUGGUGAUCUGUACUGCUGUGCGGGCAGCCAUUGCCGAUCGGCUGGAUUCUGUUUCUUACGCGCUGUUAAGAGUUUUGUUGUUGUACCUUUUCGCUUUGAGUUCUGAUUUCUAGAUCAUUAAGGUUCGUGUUUGAAUGAAUUAAUUACUUGUUUACUAAGAAAUGGAUGAUGUAACU
This is a messenger RNA of Linum trigynum, 984 nucleotides long. NCBI's taxonomy places the organism in Eukaryota, Viridiplantae, Streptophyta, Magnoliopsida, Malpighiales, Linaceae. The record is from the annotation of a GenBank genome assembly.